GAGGCCUUUAUGAAUCGCGCAUGCGCUGUAAAAUUGAAUAAAAUAUCAAUAUGGCGGAGGUUAGUCCAGGCUAAGAUUUUCUUAAAAUUUGAAGAAAUUGAUAAAUCAAGAUGGCACAUGAGAUACAUUUAAAGAAUAACAAAUACCGGCAGUGGGUUAAGGCUGGCCUAGGCUUGGGUUAUCUUAAAGAGGGACUUGCGCCAUUUUGUGAUGACAUUGGAAGACAGCAGCACAACGAUAUUAUUAACAAAAUACAACAAACAAAGACUCCUCAACCAAACGUACCAUGUGGCGACUGUCAGAUAACAACUCUCCAGCCAGAUCAUGUCCGAGUCUCAAAAGGGAUAUGUCCCCUCAAACAAGAUAAAUGUAACUGUUGUUUUCCUAAUAAUAAGAGACCCUGUCCAAACAACGUAUGUGGUGCCAUCUAUGACAGCAUUAUACAGUAUCAUGCAUCAAUACCACCGGCACCUUUUUGGAAAAA
Molecule: messenger RNA, 484 nt
Organism: Ruditapes philippinarum (Manila clam)
Lineage: Eukaryota; Metazoa; Mollusca; Bivalvia; Venerida; Veneridae
Source: RefSeq, a predicted model, not a curated record